UUAACCUGCGGAUAUCUGGCUGUGAGCAGUUCUUGGCUCAGUAUUGGAUCAGAUCAAGGCAAUGUUCACUUCGUUAGCGUUCAACAAUUCACCACCUCCGGAUACGUCAUUAAUUGGAAUCGAGCCAUCAAUGUUACCCAAUCCCAACGCCCCGGUUCCGUGGUUCAAUUGGCUGAACAUCCGCAGGAUUCCAACAAACUUUUGAUUGGCUACUCCUCGGGUCUUCUUGUGCUCUGGGACCUUCGAGCUAAAGCUGCUGAGGCCAGAUUCAACUAUCAUGAGACGCUCUAUAGUUUCUCCUGGCACUGGGAGGGCAAAGCGUUCAUUUCGGCUCACAGUUCAGGCACAAUCGUUACGUGGGCUCUAAAUCAACCCAAUCGUCCUCAGUCUGUUAUAUGUCCUCACGCUGGCGAAGAAGAGGUGCCCGAUUCCUCCCAGUACUCCUUCGAGCCAAUACGUUGUGUCCAAUGGCUACCCAGCAAAAAUGGAGAGUCAGUGAUUGUAUUCGCUGGUGGAAGCCGAAGAGAUAGUCUGGACGCAGUUAUAGAUGGCGACGAAGGUGAUUCCACCACACCGAGUGUCACAAUAAUGCGCGGCAAGCGACUGGCUGUUAUGCAAAUGGAUUUUCCUGUUGUCACCUUCACCACGCUCUGCACUUCACCGUAUUUCAACGGUCAGUCGUCUUAA
Molecule: messenger RNA, 687 nt
Organism: Rodentolepis nana
Lineage: Eukaryota; Metazoa; Platyhelminthes; Cestoda; Cyclophyllidea; Hymenolepididae
Source: the annotation of a GenBank genome assembly